UGUGCUAUCAUCUCCCAAAUCCGACCAGGAAAGACCAAAAAUGUCCAGUGUAAUAAGAUGGAGGGUCACUACGUCAUUGUGGUAAUUCCUGGAAAGGACAAGCUAUUCAUGCUAUGUGAGGUGGAGGUAGGUAUAUACCACUCCUGCAGGUAAUACCCUAUGACUGUCUUCACUGUUAAUCUUUAUCAGACAGUUGAACUCUUCCUGUAUUGUAUAUUGAUCGUUACAAUCUUUUUUAGAUAGGAAAUUAACUUUUUGACUACAUCUGGCACAUUUACAGAGAUCUGCAUCGUCCCUGUCAAAUAAAUGUAAUAAAGUAAAGGAAAAAUUGUUGGUAUCGAUUCCCUGCAUGCUGUCAGUGAGUGUACCCGUGUCAAGAGUGAAACAUUGUAAUCUCUCUCACUCUUUCAGACACACCCAUCUCUGUGCCCUCCACUCAACCUCCCACCAGCAGUACUUCCAAAAUCCUCCUAUCUUCUCUCCUCUCUUCUCAAACAACCUCUCACCUGUCAACUUCUCCACCUUCCACCAGUGUUUCCACCCCCCCCCCCAACAACUCCCCCAUCUUCUCUAAUUUCUUCCACAACAUCCAUUCCUCCUCCUUCUCCUCCUUUAACCAGUGCUUCAACUCCCCCAUCCGCUCCUCUGUCCACCCCUCUUCCACCUCCUUCCAUCAGUGUUUCCAAAAUCCCCCCAACUCCCCCAUCUUCUCUCCUCUCUUCCCCAACAUCCACUCCUCUUCCUUCUUCUUCAACCAGUGCUUCAACUCCCCCAUCUUCUCCCACACCCUCUCUCCUGCCCACCACCCCUCCUCCACUUCCUUCCUACAGUGUCCUCUUGAGGGGGAGGAAGGUGACAGUGGUGACGAAGAAGCUGUGUUGGUCCGACGCUAUGUUCUACUGUAGGGAUCACUAUGGGGACCCGCUCAUUGUCCGCAGCAAGGAUGAACAGAGAGCGGUGGAGGAUCUGCUGCGGCGCAGCGACCUGCCCUCCUUCACCCCCCAUCUGUGGCUGGGACUUCGCAGGUAUUUACAGAUGUGAUGAGAACCUAUUUGCCACACCCUGAUGAAGGCUAUUGGAAAUGUUGGUAAUAAAUCAUCCACAAGCAAUGAGAGAUGAGUGUGCGACUUUUGUUUUUUCAUUGUAUGGCCCUAUAGCAGACAGGUGGUACUGGAUGACCGGGGGCCACAUGGACUACAGACACUGGGAGGGAGUCGCACCCCCUGGCUACUAAGGACUUCUCCAACCCCUGUGGAGCGAUGAUCAACGGGGAGGCUUCCUCUGGGUGGAGCGGCGUUGCGAUGACCAUCACAACUUCCUCUGCUACUCAGGUGAAGAUGACAGAAAUGCACUUCCUUACCUCCUCAUGGUCACUCAGUGAACCUCAUCGAACCUCUUUUCAUCCUGUGUUUCAAAUGACUUACUAUACCUCCAAUACUUGAACUAUGUGUUAUGAUGCCAUGUCUGAAUGCUUAGUACCGAGGUACCAUGAUUCAAAAAACCCUGUCUCGUUUUCCUCCUGAGUAACAUCUCUCCUUUUCGCUCCCUCUCUCAGAUGCAGUACGUAA
Messenger RNA from Coregonus sp. 'balchen', 1568 nucleotides. The record is from the annotation of a GenBank genome assembly. NCBI's taxonomy places the organism in Eukaryota, Metazoa, Chordata, Actinopteri, Salmoniformes, Salmonidae.